Molecule: messenger RNA, 3762 nt
Organism: Dryobates pubescens (Downy woodpecker)
Lineage: Eukaryota; Metazoa; Chordata; Aves; Piciformes; Picidae
Gene: SFMBT2
Product: Scm like with four mbt domains 2
Exons: 21
Coding region: 332-3013 (893 amino acids)
Biological process (GO): regulation of DNA-templated transcription
Cellular component (GO): nucleus
Molecular function (GO): histone binding; transcription corepressor activity
Source: RefSeq, a predicted model, not a curated record
GUGCAUUUUGGCUUUUCCUUCUUUCCCCAUGUCCCUCCCUGGAAGUUUCAUCCCGAGAUGAAAUAAGGAGAAAAAACGAAAUGAGAGGUUGCGGAGAGCGGUGGGGAGGGGAAGAUGGGAGGCAGAGCUCCCACUUUGCUGCCAGUAUAAAACGCUUGAUGGUAUUUUCUCGCAUUUAAAGCUCGAAGGGUGAAAGCGCGUUACCGCUGCGCGCUGCUCCUCACCGCGGAGCACGGCGGAUCCACGGCAUCAAUUUCCAGAGUGAACUCUUGGUUCCAGGCGUUCUCUGCUGAAGGAUGAACUAGGAAGGCAAGGCCUCUUCCUCUGAACCAUGGAGACAAGGGCAUCUUUCAUUGCCACCAUGCAAGAAACCCAGCGUCUCUCCCCAGAGAAGGGUCAAAGCCCAGCUAAUGGCGACAUGGAGCAGUUUGAUUCAGAUGAGGGCUCCAGUGUUGAGGACACAGACUUCAACUGGGAUGAGUUCCUGGAGGAAACGGGAGCGAGUGCUGCCCCACACACUUCCUUCAAACAUGUUGAAAUCAGCCUUCAAAGCAGCUUCCAGCCAGGGAUGAAAUUAGAAGUGGCCAACAAGACCAAUCCGGACACAUACUGGGUGGCUACAAUCAUUACAACAUGUGGACAGCUCUUGUUGCUUCGUUACUGUGGCUAUGGAGAUGACCGCAGGGCAGAUUUCUGGUGUGAUGUGAUGACGGCAGAUCUUCACCCGGUUGGAUGGUGUACACAGAAUAGCAAGGUCCUGAUGCCUCCAGAUGCAAUCAAGGAGAAAUACAUGGACUGGACAGAGUUUCUCAUACAGGAUUUGACUGGCGCCCGGACUGCACCUGCAAAUUUACUGGAAGGUCCUCUGCGAGGAAAAAACCCUGUAGACCUCAUUACAGUUGAUUCCUUAAUAGAGCUGCAGGAUUCCCAGAAUCCCUUUCAGUACUGGAUAGUUAGUGUGGUUGAAAAUGUUGGAGGAAGAUUACGCCUUCGCUAUGUGGGAUUGGAGGAGACUGAAUCCUAUGACCAGUGGUUGUUUUACUUGGAUUGCAGACUUCGACCAGUCGGUUGGUGUCAAGAGAAUAAAUACAGAAUGGACCCACCUUCAGAUAUCUAUUCUCUGAAGACUAUGUCUGAGUGGAAAUGCGCUUUGGAAAAAUCUCUUAAUGAUGCAGCAAAUUUUCCUCUUCCAAUGGAAGUGUUCAAGGACCAUGCUGAUUUACGCAACCACUUCUUCACUGUGGGCAUGAAGCUGGAGGCAGUGAAUAUGAGUGAGCCGUUUCAUAUUUGUCCUGCAUCAGUGACCAAGGUUUUUAACAAUCAUUAUCUACAAGUGACCAUUGAUGACUUGAGACCUGAACCCAGCAAAAUAUCAAUGCUUUGCCAUGCAGAUUCCUUAGGGAUCUUGCCAAUACAGUGGUGCCUUAAAAACGGAGUCAAUCUCACACCUCCCAAGGGUUACUCUGGCCAGGACUUUGACUGGGCAGACUACCAGAAGCAGUGUGGAGCAGAAGCAGCGCCUCACAUGUGCUUUAGAAGUACAUCCUUCAGCCGUGGCUUUACUAAGAACAUGAAGCUGGAGGCAGUGAACCCCAGGAACCCUGCAGAGAUAUGUGUUGCUUCUAUCACCUCAGUUAAAGGACGGUUAAUGUGGCUUCACCUUGAAGGUUUACAGAUGCCUUCUCCAGAGUACAUAGUUGAUGUAGAGUCUAUGGACAUUUUCCCUGUUGGCUGGUGUGAGGCGAAUGCUUAUAACCUAACUCCACCACACAAAGCUGUUUUGCGAAGGAAGAGAAGGAUUGCAGUGGUGCAACCAGAAAAACAGUUACCAUCCACAGUGCCUGUUGAGAAAAUACCUCAUGACCUCUGCCCAGUUCCUCAGCCAGAUACAACAGGCACCAUCAAUGGGAGAUACUGCUGCCCCCAGCUCUACAUCAACCACCGCUGCUUCUCAGGUCCAUAUUUAAACAAAGGCAGAAUAGCAGAGCUACCUCAGUCUGUCGGGCCUGGCAAGUGCGUGCUGGUCCUCAAAGAGGUUCUCAGCAUGGUGAUCAAUGCAGCUUACAAGCCAGGGAGUGUUUUACGAGAACUGCAGCUAGUGGAAGACCCUCAGUGGAAUUUCCAAGAGGAAACGCUUAAAGCAAAAUACAGAGGGAAGACCUACAGGGCAACUGUUAAGAUUGUGCGGACGUCGGAUCAGGUAGCAGAUUUCUGCAGAAGAGUCUGUGCAAAGUUAGAGUGCUGCCCCAACUUGUUCAGUCCUGUGCUGGUGGCUGAGGUCUGCCCAGAGAAUUGCUCCAUUCAUACUAAAACCAAGUACACUUAUUAUUAUGGGAAGAGGAAAAAAAUCAUUAAGCCACCAAUUGGGGAAAAUAACAGCAUGAAAAGUGGACAUGUCAAGCCAGCCAGACGCAGAAAAAGGCGGAAAUCAAUCUUUGUGCAGAAGAAAAGGAGGUCGUCAGCUGUCGACUUGAAUGCUGCAGGCUCUGCAGAGGAGAGUGAAGAUGAUGAGCCAGAUGCAAUGGAAGAUGAGACAGCAAGCGAAGAAACCAGCUCAGAGCUCCGGGAUGACCAGACAGAUACCUCUUCUGCUGAGGUUCCCUCCACCAGGCCUCGGCGAGCAGUCACUUUGAGGAGCAGCACUGAGUCUGACAGACCUCCCCCCACAGAGAGAGCCCGACGGAGCCGGAGACCACAGCCCCACUCCUAUAGUGAGGUGCAGAAGUGUGAACAAGUCAAGGAAGACAUUAAGCAAGAAGAGGAAGAGAAACUCAUUCUGGACAGUAAUCCGCUGGAGUGGACUGUGACUGAUGUUGUGAGGUUUAUUAAGCUCACUGACUGUGCACCCCUUGCCAAAAUAUUUCAGGAGCAGGACAUCGAUGGCCAAGCCCUUCUACUGCUGACACUGCCCACUGUGCAAGAGUGCAUGGAGCUGAAGCUUGGUCCAGCCAUCAAACUCUGUCACCAGAUUGAGCGAGUAAAAGUUGCUUUCUAUGCACAAUAUGCCAACUGACUGCACUUCUCCUUUGUUUUCUGUUUUCCUUCUUGUUUCCUCUCUUUUUUAACAGUUCAACUUGUUCAAGGGGCUUUUUUCCCCUAUCCAUUUUCUUUUCCAAGAACACAUGGAAUUGGAAGCACUGGGAAUUCAUCUGUAGGGAAGAAAAAAAAAACAACAAACCAAAAAAAACCUGAAACAAACCCACAACAGAAAACCAGCAGCAAGUUGAACUAAUUUUUCUGUACUUGUAAAGCACACCAAAAGACUGCAGGCAUCUCUCCUUCUGAGCCUCUCCAACUCAUUACACAGUGGUGCAAGGCCAGCAUGAAUCAGAUGGUUUGUUGUUUGUUUAAACAGAGCUAUUGAUGGCAGACACAUGCCCAAGGAGAAGAUUCAGACAUUUGCAAGUGAUGAUGGUUUGUCUAAGCCAAUUUCUGAACAUGACCAUUUAUUUUUGUCAAGUCUGACUCACUUCUUUCAUAUUGAAAUGGAAGUCAUCAUUUGUAGCAUUCCCUGGGGUUCACUGCAAAACCUUAUCUUAGUGAUCAACAGGGUUUUUUUCUCCCUCCUCUCCAGUCUUGCAAAAUAAGAAAGUGUCAGACGAGUCACACGCUGUUCAUUCUUCCCAAGUGAUUUAUGAAGGAGGACUCAACUCAUGGUUUAUAUAUGGCAUCAGACAAAGCCACAGUGAACUGACAGGAGUGCAACAAGACCUCAUGCUCAGUAACGUCACAAGCACAGUGAGCUGAAUGUCUGUCUGAUGG